UGAAACAAAAGUUGAUGAGGAAUUGUUUCUCGUUUGUUGUUUUGUGUGGAAAAUAAGAAAUGAUGACGCUUUCCUUUUCCUUUUCCUUUUCUUUUUCUUUAUGAAUCCGUCCUUCUCCAUGCUUUUUAUCUAUUUCUUGCUAUCAAUUUCUCUGCUACUACUAGUCUGUUUACUGGUGCUAAGUUUUACCAUCACCAUCCACCAACCCCUCUCUCUCUAUCUCUCUCUCUCUCGAGUCCCCAGCCAGCCAGCCAGCCAGCCUAUCCCCACCACUUCCACCGGCCUAGGUCUGCUGCUCUUGCUGCUGGGGCCUUGUUUCUUUCUUUCUUUUUAUUUUAUAUUUCUUGCAAAAUUCAUUGUUAUUAAGCUUAAUUAAGCUUUAUUGGGGUGUUGGGUUGUGUUGGGCUUUAAUCACCUUUAUUCAUUAUUUCCUACCAAAAUUGACCACCCCAGAUUCCCCCAACCUCACUUCAAAAUUCAAUGGUAUAUGCAUCUCCACCCCAUCUCAAGCUCGGGUUUUUUUAUUUCUAGGGUUUUUCUUUCUUUUCACUAUCUUUCUAUUUCGGGUUAAUACUACUAUUUCUACAUUGAAUUGGAUUGAAUAAUUUGUGAUUGAUUGAUGGCGUAUCAGAGUUCUGGGUCGAGUUCCAGUCCCUCUGGAUUCCAAUUCCCCAAUUCCAGUUCCCCUUUUGGUGACACCACCUACACCAAGGUCUUUGUUGGGGGGCUCGCCUGGGAGACGCACAGCGACACCAUGCGCCGCCAUUUCGACCAGUUCGGCCAGAUUCUCGAGGCCGUCGUUAUUAUUGAUAAGAACUCCGGCCGAUCCAAAGGUUAUGGCUUUGUGACUUUCCGCGAACCAGAGGCCGCUGCUCGGGCCUGUGCUGAUCCAACUCCAAUUAUCGAUGGCAGGCGCGCUAAUUGUAAUUUGGCUUCACUCCGGCAGUCCAGGCCACCUAUGCCUUAUGGACGUCCAAGACCAGCUUCUCCAUACAUUGGAGGCGUGCAAGCUACCCGUGGGGCUUACAUUGGAGGAUAUGGCUACCAGCAGCCUCUUUCUUACAACUAUCAACAAGGAUUAGUUUAUCCUCCAUAUGGUGCGUGCAAUUCAAAAUAUGCAAUGCCAUGUAGAUUUCCAAAAUCAGGAGACGAAAAAGUGAUAGUUGCAGAGGAUAUGUGCCCAGAUCAAUGUUUAUUGAACAGGUAUGCAACAUAUGGACCUGACUACGCUUAUUCACAGGUCAGUAAUGCUAUUAAAUGGCAGCAUGAGGGUUUAUACAACCCCUAUGUGGGUCAGCAAUAUCUUCAAAUAUACGGACUUCCAGGGACAGCUAAUACUUCUCAUUAUCCUUAUGAACAACUGGGUCAAACCAUUCCUGGUGGUCAGGGUUAUCCAACAGUUCACGGAUAUGCAAUGCCUGCUCAGCAGAUAAUCCAGUUUGGUGCACCCAGUGUUAAUGCAGUCACAACUUCCCCAGUCCCUCAAGUUCAAGCAGCAUAUCCUGCAGGUAUGGUAGCAAGUGUUGUGGCACAACCACAUUUUAUAUUAUCUGCUCCUCCUCAAUAUAUGCAGGGUAGUGGUUCUGAGCAGAGAGCUGGGUGAGGGGUUGAUUAAGGUAUUCUUAGAUUGCAGCAGGACUAAAAGAAGCAAAACUGCUAAUUAAGCGGCAGGCUUCAGGUCGAGCCUUGGAAAUUUUAUUUUGCAUUCUAGAGGUCAUACAUAGUCAUGGUCACCAGAGAAGUCAGAUGUCAGUGUCACUCCAGAUGGCAUAGAAGGAUGGAGGAUGCCAGCUGCUCUUCCCUCCCAGUGCGACAUUAAUCCUCGGUGCAUCUAAACCCGUGUUACUCAGGAAAAGUGGCAGGUUGUCAUGGAUUGGUGGGUGCUAGAAGCAGGUUUCUAGCAGCCAGAUAGGACUAAAACGAGUCUGAAAAAACAUGUUAGAAUCAACAUAUGAUUCUUUUAUAGUCUGCCUUGUCCCGGCAUUUUGGGUGUAUAGUCUGGUGUCACGUGUUGGUGGGCGGCCCAUCACACGCGUAAUGUCAUUCAGGUAUUUGUGCAUACUAGUUAUAGGAUUUUCAUUCAACUCGGAAAAUCCUGUAAUUUAGAGAGUUAAGAGUGCCUGGCUUCAGAAGGGGAGAAGCUUCAGGCAUGUUCUGUUUAUUUGGAAAGAACAAUUUUUGGGUGUAUUAUACAUAUAUAGUAAAACAGUGUCUCGCCUAUUGAUCCUUAUGAUUUGAACGAUAUGCUUGUUUGUAUAUCAUUUGAAAGAUUGCUCGUUAUGUUA
Malus domestica (apple) is the source of this 2285-nucleotide messenger RNA. The record is from RefSeq and is a predicted model, not a curated record. NCBI's taxonomy places the organism in Eukaryota, Viridiplantae, Streptophyta, Magnoliopsida, Rosales, Rosaceae.